CUAUUGGCCUUUACAUAAACGUUUGCACCUUCUUGCCUUGGCACCUCACAAUUCAAGUUAAGAUUCUGUUCUUGGCAGAAAGAUAAGACUCUUUCUUCAUCAUCAUCAUGCCUCAUUCUAUUCCAGCUUUAAGCGACCAACAAAUCUUACAUACUACACCAAAGUUGCUAUUGUUGCUGCUAGUUUGUUUGUUGCUGGUGUUGUUGAGAUUCUUGAUACUAUCAGAAUUUCUCUUAAAGUGCUUUAAAUUGUUUCUAUAUCAUUAGAAGUUGUUGGGAGUUGGCACUCAAGCUUUGGGCAGAUAAUUUGAGUAAGGUUUAUAAUAUGUUUGUUGAUAUGGAUAAGGCUGAGUAUAGUAACUGUAAGGAUUAUAGUAAUAGGUUACAAAGUAUGGAUUUGGCUAAAGUUGGUUACUGUUUUGGGUCUGAUCGUGAGUCUGAAUGGUGGAGUUAUUGAUUUUUGGAUUUGUCAUUAGAAUGCUUUAGCUCGGCUAGAGAGCAGUUUUUGGCACAUGUCUCUCUUGAUUAUUCACUUGCAUUUUGUUUAUCCUAAUCCACUUUGUUGUAUUGUAUCUUUUUUUAGGAUGAUCCUCCGGAGUUGUUAUAUGUUUUUGCUUUAAAUUUAUAUAUCUUGUUGAUAAAAAAAAAAUUUACGGGCCUAGAAUAGAGAGUUAAAUUGGGUUAGAUGGAACAAAGAAUCCACCAAAGGAAAAAAAGUUAAAUUGGGCUUAUGAGAUGGAACAAAAAUCCAGUACGUUGGUCCAGGCCUUUGUUUUGGUGAACGUGAAUCACGGGUCUCCAAGUUAAACUCGCCUUUCAGUGAAGGAGAGAGACCAGAGAGGGUUUGGUGAAGUGACACGUGGCAAAGAGCAUACUGUGCGCAUCGCGCACCCUUGUUUAUUCUAGCACUAGAACUUCCCCCUUCUUCAACUACGAAACGUUGGCCGCUCCAUUUCAGUGAGAGUUGCUGAAGACCCAAAUUUUAUUUUAUUUUUCUUUACUUUUCUGGUUCCAUUUUGUUUGCUGUGUUAUCGUUUUCUCAGAUAUUACGUCGAAUCAGCUCAAUCUGACGGUACCGAAUGCUCUGCUCAAUCCCGACCGCUAAGUCCGGUUCGAACUGGCUGGACCGGCUUCGUUCUAGCAAGGGGUUUCCGACCGGCGACAACCUUGACCUCGACCAUUUCCUUGCAAAUCCUAACCCUUCCGAUUCUCCAAUCACCAAUGCCUCCGAUUCUCCGAAUUCCAACUCCGAGUCAACUCACUCCAACGAUGGACAACUCCAGAAUCCGAAGCCACCACCUCCGGAGGCGAUAUCCAGCGAUCCCGAAGGAGAUAAAGAAUGGUUUGGUAUAAUGAGCAAUGUCCUCUCGGAGCUCUUCAACAUGGGUGAACAAGCCCAAACCUCCAGAUUUUCCAGGAAAAAAGCUUCUAGGAAACAAACAAACCCUAGAAUUUGCACUUUCAAGACUCCUGAGGAACAGAAAAGCAGUUCGGAUAACGUGAGAAAUGACAAGGAUAUCCUCGUUUCAACGAGGUCGUCGAAUUCAAGGGAAGAAUCGAAAGAGGCAGGCGAGAAUAACAACGUGGAAGAAGAUAAAGAAGAAGGCGAAGGAGAAGGAGAGAGAGAACUGAAAGGGUACUCGAGAAGUGAAGUGACGGUAAUAGACACCAGCUGCCCCGUGUGGAAAGUUGACAAGCUUAUCUUUAGGAGGAAAAAUAUCUGGAAAGUUAAGGACAAGAAAGGAAAGUCACGCACCAUUGGUAGAAAGAAGAGGAAACCUCCUCCAUCUGACAUCAACAAUGUUGGUAUUUCUAAUAAGAAACCAAAGAUUUCGAGUUUGGAGCUUCGGUCACUCAAAGAAACUAGUGGAAGAGAAUGUGGGUCGCCUGCAAAUCAUGGGUGGAAUGGUCCAGAUGACAAAGAGGAAGAAGUUCGUGAUGAGGGACCUGCUGAUCUUACCCAAGUUCUUAGAAAGAGGUUUCCUUUCUCCAGAUUACCUCGGAAAUCAGGAAAGGGAAGUUCUGUUGUCCUUAUGAAGGCUAUUCCAACAGGCAAGAAAAAUGGAGCAAAGCUAGCUAAGAAUGGCCUGAAGGACAGUCAGAGGCAAUAUAAAACUUGAUAAAUCAUAAGGCAAACCUUAAAGUUUGUCUGGUAUAGCCAAUUUGCAUGCCAGUUCUGCAUUUGAACCAGCAAUUACUUCUAUUUUCAUUGUAUCUAUAGGUGGAAUUCAAAGGCCUACAUGGCUGAGAUUUUGGGGCUAAAGUUGCUCUAAACUUCAACCCUGUGGGUAAGGUGUCCAUAUGUUGUAAUAGUGUAUUAUUUCAUCAACCGUUCCUAUAACAUUUAUUUUUUGUUUGAUAAAGUAAUAUGAAAUUUAAAUUUAGAUUUCACAA
This is a messenger RNA of Gossypium arboreum, 2393 nucleotides long. RefSeq lists its product as uncharacterized. The transcript has 3 exons. NCBI's taxonomy places the organism in Eukaryota, Viridiplantae, Streptophyta, Magnoliopsida, Malvales, Malvaceae. The record is from RefSeq and is a predicted model, not a curated record. The coding region runs from base 1079 to 2119 and encodes 346 amino acids.